This is a messenger RNA of Cotesia glomerata, 3132 nucleotides long. RefSeq names its product calpain-A-like (gene Calpb). The record is from RefSeq and is a predicted model, not a curated record. Gene Ontology annotation, molecular function: calcium-dependent cysteine-type endopeptidase activity; calcium ion binding. Bases 540 to 2864 code for a protein of 774 amino acids. Lineage: Eukaryota; Metazoa; Arthropoda; Insecta; Hymenoptera; Braconidae. The transcript is spliced from 11 exons. Gene Ontology annotation, biological process: proteolysis. Gene Ontology annotation, cellular component: cytoplasm.
CAGUCCCGUUUCUGAUACGGCUAGUUUUUCACGUAAGAAUUCAAUUGACGUUUGCUCGAAUACCCUCAGUGCACCAGCAGCUGUCGUUCCGGUGAUAUCGUAAAUGCUUUACUUCCGUGCUGCUUAAAUUUUAUUUAACUGCAUCCGUACCCCUCAAUGCAACGAGCAUUCGCUAAAAAUACGUAGAAAAAAUUUAAGUUCUUAGAAAAAGUUUCACAAUUUAAGCAACGUUUGUUCUCGCAAAAGUCUAAAAUUAUUUAUAAAUUUUGUUUAUAAUAUUAAGCAACAACUAGUUGAAUAAACGACUGCAGUAUUUACAUAAAGUGACUCAAUUACGGCAGUUUCCUUGUCUACAAUUGUUCGUACGUCAGCUAAUUACACUGUAUCAUUAUAGCGACCUAAAAAAUAGUCUUUAUGUUUUAUCACUUAUCGUCAACCGAGACCUUGAUGCAGAGUCAUUAGUACCUAGUUUAUCAUUCUAGUCCAAGUUUAAAAAGACUUUUAAGUUUAAUUUUAUCAGUAAUAAAUCCUUUGUCAAAAUGACCAGCUACGGGUGGAAUAUGUCUGCAAUCUCUGAGCCAGAAUUUUCAAAAAAAACCAUCGAAAAAGUACAAUUGGGAGAAAGAGGAUCUGGCUACAGAGCACAAGGAGCUAUUCAGGAUUUCAAUUCCCUAAGACAGCAAUGUUUGUCACAAGGAAUUUUGUUCGAGGACCCAGAGUUCCCGGCUACAGACUCAUCGCUGUUUUUUUCGAAGAGACCUGACAGAUACAUCGAAUGGAGAAGACCUAUGGAAAUAGCAGACAAUCCUCAGCUAUUCGUCGAAGGAUUCUCGCGAUUUGACGUGCAGCAGGGAGAGUUGGGUGACUGCUGGUUGCUGGCAGCAGUGGCUAAUCUUACAAUGCAUCCAAAUUUAUUCUUCCAAGUAGUACCUGAAGACCAGAGUUUUGAUGAAGGCUACGCCGGAAUAUUUCACUUUAGAUUUUGGCAGUAUGGCCGCUGGGUAGACGUAGUAAUCGACGACCGCCUGCCGACCUACAACGGGCAGCUGAUGUUUUUAAACUCAGCUGAGAAGAACGAGUUUUGGAGCGCGUUGUUAGAAAAAGCCUACGCAAAACUUCACGGUUCCUACGAGUCCUUAAAAGGAGGUACUGCUUGCGAAGCUAUGGAAGAUUUUACUGGUGGAGUCACUGAGAUGUACCAAAUGGACGAGACACCGCCGAAUUUAUUCAGCAUCCUGCUGAAAGCCUACGAGAGAAAUUCAAUGUUGGGAUGCUCCAUUGAGCCUGACCCAAAUGUCCUCGAAGCAGAAACUCCUCAAGGUCUGAUCCGAGGUCACGCUUACAGUAUCACUCGUGUCAAGUACGUUGACAUCGAAACGCCACACCAGGUCGGAAAAAUACCGCUGCUAAGAUUGAGAAACCCCUGGGGUAACGAAGCCGAGUGGAACGGCCCGUGGAGUGACAUGUCGCCAGAGUGGAGAUUUAUCCCCGAUCACGAGAAAGAAGAGCUGGGAUUAACCUUCGACACUGACGGAGAGUUCUGGAUAUCUUUCCAGGAUUUUAAGAAGUUUUUCACGGCUCUGGAGAUCUGUAACUUGAACCCCGACUCGCUGACCGAGGACGACCUCAGCGCUGGGAAAAAGAGGUGGGAGACGAGCGUGUUUGAAGGCGAAUGGGUUCGCGGAGUUACUGCUGGAGGUUGCAGAAAUUUCUUGGAGACUUUCUAUCACAAUCCACAGUACCGUGUCACUCUGGAGUAUCCUGACGAAGGAGAUGACAAGUGUACGGUGAUUGUAGCUCUGAUGCAGAAGAACCGACGGGCUCAGAAACGCAUGGGCGCGGACUGUUUGACUAUUGGGUUCGCUAUUUACCAUCUCGAGUACCCGGAUCGAUUACCCAAGCCGCUUGAUAUGAAUUUCUUUAAAUACAACGCAUCCGUUGCCAGAUCACCCUCAUUUAUUAAUCUACGCGAGGUCACUUGUCGGUUUAAAUUACCUCCUGGCAGUUAUUGCAUUGUACCGAGUACUUUUGAUCCAAAUGAAGAGGGAGAGUUUCUACUGCGUGUAUUCUCUGAGAAUAAAAAUCAUAUGGAAGAAAACGACGAGUCUGUUGGAAUAGGAGAAGUCGAUGAUAGGGUAACUAAUCAGCUUGAUAAAGAAGAUGAGAAUGAUAAAGUACGCGAGGAACCACAACCUGACAAAAAUAACGAGGAAAAAGUCCGCGAGUUCUUCAGAAAACUCGCGGGAGAUGAUAUGGAGGUUGAUUGGGAAGAGUUGAAAGAAAUUUUGGACUACGCUAUGAGAAAAGAGCUACCACUGUCUUCUGAUCAUAGUGAGGCCCAUAAUACUACGGGCCCCAAUGAAGAAGGUUCUUUAUUGGAAACCCUCGUCUCUCUGCUGUGUAGUAUCGUUUGUCCUGCCGAAAAAAGGGAUGAACAGUACAGUGAGCCUGUAGAAAUGCACAACGAAGGAUUUAGCAAAGACGUUUGUAGAAGUAUGGUUGCGAUGUUAGAUGUUGAUCACUCCGGUAAGCUUGGAUUUGAAGAGUUCAAAGCGUUGUGGAAUGACAUUAAAAGUUGGAGGGCUGUGUUCCGUCUUUACGACAGAGAUGGCACGGGUUACUUGAACGCGUUUGAAUUGAGACAAGCACUAAACAGCGCAGGAUACAAAUUAAACAAUCACGUUUUGAAUAUUUUGGUGCACAGAUACGGCACUAAAGAUGGAAGAGUAACAUUUGAUGAUUUUAUAAUGUGUGCGGUUAGAUUGAAGACAAUGAUUGACAUAUUUCGGGAGCGCGAUCCACAUCAAACUAACUCAGCGACAUUUACCUUGGAAGAAUGGGUUGAGAAAACUUUAUACUCGUAAUAACUUUGUGACUUACCAAUAAUUGUUAAAUAACAAAAUAUCUUAUCUUUGAAAAUAAUAUCGCCAAAAUAAUAUAAAUCAUGCCGCUGAUUUUCGUAUCAAUGAUGGGAAAAUGUGUUUGUAAAUGUUGAAUAUUUGAAAUUUUACAUUCAAUAGCCAAAAUAAAUUAAUUGAAUCAAUCGCACAACAUGACGAUAAAAAACCUAUGUGCCUACUGCAUUUCUCUUUUCAUAUAUUGUAAUAGAAUAUACUUAAAAUGUUAAAAAUA